AUGAUGUACGCAAAGCGUCCGGCCUUCUCGUUAACGAAUGGCAGAGGCCGCAAGGGAAAGGAGGGUUACAAGGAGGCCAAAGACAAAGCGAGCAAGCUAGAGAAGGAGAUCAAACCACAGGUGAGAAGCAAGUCUCUCGCCGAGCUACUUGAGGCAGAAGAGAACGGCCAGGGCAACAAGCUGGAAGAGGCGUUGCUGGCGGUUUUCCGACUCAUCGAUGCUGACAGUGGUGGCUCCAUCUCGAAGCUUGAGUUCAUUGGAGCUGUAUACAGGCAUGCUUUGGUGGCCUCCUUCGUUCUGCAAGGUCAUGGCUUGUGCCCUGAACUGCAAAACGACCCUAGUGGCCAAGUGGCCAUCAACGAGCAGAGCUUUGAUGCCGUCGACGAUGUCUUCGACAGCAUGUCUGGCGGAAGUGCUCGGGUGAAAUACCCCGAGUUUGCAGCCUACUUCCGCAGAUUAGCAAACGUCUGUCUAGCAGCACAGACAGAGGAGAAAGGCAUGAAAGAGGUCUUUGGCUCGCUUGAUGCUGAUGCCAACGGCUCUUUCUCCAAGCUGGACAUGGUAGCAGCGAUGCAAAGCAGCACGCGCGUGGCCUCCUACUUGCUCCCGGGUCUUGAUGCCCGAAAGGUCUUGGAGGAUGAGCGCAGCUACGAUGCAGUUUGCUCACUCUUCGAUCACAUGGCCGCUGGAAGGCAAUGUGUGCAAUGGCAGGAUUUCAAGACGUUCUGCCUGCACACGCGCUUCCAGAAGGCUUGGGAUUCCAGCCCUUCUUUGGGCCCUUCGACUACGUGCUCCAGCCCCCUGAGCCCCCUGAGCCCUUCCAGCCCGGAAUCCUCGGACGAGAGAUCCAGCUCAAAAGUCCUGAUCAUAGCGCCCGGCUUCGGAAGGGAGCGACAUCCCCAACAAGCUGCCCUGCUAGCGAACGCAGGCUUUCAGAUGCACUGGUGCAGGGACCUGCCCGAGUAUGCAGACGAAGGUGCCAGGCUCAGCUACCAUGCUGUGGCCCCCUACUUGAACAAAAUCCGGGAUGAGAUAGUGAACGUACAGCCCCGGGUGGUGAUAGCGGCAUCGCAGGGUGGAGCAUAUCUGGUUGGCUUGUGGCAACUCGGCUACUGGAACGGUCCCUCCGUGAUGCUGAACGCGCAUCCCAGCCUGCCGAUGCGGCUGCCGGCGGCGGCAGCCAUCGUCUUAGCACACGGAUCCAACGAUGAGGCUUAUUUGUGGAACCGCGGUGACCUCGAGGAGCUGAUGACGACGGGGCCGGCCAACCGGUGCCUGUUGUACUACACAGCGAACAGUGGCUACUUGGCUUCCGGAUCUCUGACCCGACUAGGGGAUCGGCACGUGAUGGGCUCCAUCCUACAGAACAAUACCCUCCCUAGACUCGUCGAUGCGGCUUUGAGUCCCAUGGGCCCUGAGCUUCAUUUGAUCGAGAGUUGGAGAAACCAGCUUUCCGAGAGCCGCCUGGAGGCCCAGCAUUGGCUCGGCUACUCCCUGGAGCGGCUACGGCGCUUAUGGGCUUCGCCCGGGCGCUUGGGAAGGGAAACCUCCGCGCUCUUCCCGGUCUCUCCGAAGUCCGAGGAGUUUCGGAGAGUCCAAGCCAUCUUCCGGGGUGCGCCGGUGGAGCCUCCGGCCUACAUGCUCUCCUCGCAAGCAAGCUGGGAGCGUCUUCCCAUCCACAGGAUAGAAAGGGUGGAAAACGGAGGACAGAUGGAGUGCAGCACCAUCCCUUAUAGGGACGGCUUGAGGAACUCCUUGCGGGAGCAGGGGGUAGACUUCGAUCCUUCCAUCCAUGCUUGUUGGGCUUUCCAUGGUGCCGACCAAGAGUCGCUGUUGUCGAUCAUCAGAGAUCCGGUCUCCGGCUUUCAGCCCUUGAUUUCCGGGAGCCGCAACUCCCCGGUCUGGGGCUCGGGCACCUACUUCGCCAGAGACGCCAAGUACGUGGCAGACGGACAGUUCUGCCCGCGAGAAAGGGAUGGCUCCAGAUGCAUGCUGCUCUGCCUGGUGAUGCUCGGCAUGCCGUGCCUCGGGGAUCCGAACCAGAAGGAGCUUCUUCAGCUUGCACGAGACUUCUUUCUCUGGGGGGACCAGCAGCCCGCCCCUGCCGGCGGAAGGAAGCGACCAGCAGUCGAUGAGGAAGCCGAACGACCAUUGACCCUCACCACACUCCUGGCCGCUCUCAAGGAGAACCGUGAGGAGAUUGUGGCACAAGUUCGAGAGGACAUGGACACCAUCAACAACCGCAUGUCCACCGUGGAGCUGACAGUUGAAACACAUGUCAACAACACCACCAAGCUCCUUGAGGCAAUGACCGACCGACACUGCGUUAUGGAACAAAGUGUUCGCAAGGUGGACGAAAGGCAGCAAUCCGUGCUACAGCGCCUCGAGCUCCUGGAGGGGAAGUUCGCCAAAGCCAACUUUUCUAUGUCGAGUACACGGACUUCCGAAAACGAAGGGGGAAACCCCCGACCAGCACUGGUGGUCGGGGGAUGGGAUGCCGACCAGCACCACGAGGAGACAUUAAGCCUCGUCAAAAAGCACCUGACCGAGCUCAACAUCAACCUGGACCUCAGCCAAGCCUUCGUCCCCGGACUGCGACGGGGGUUCGCCCUCGUCCCACUCAUCAAACUGGAGGGGGAAACAGAGGAGGAGCAACGAGCCCGCGUCCAAGAAGCACUUCGUACCAUUCGGGCAGCCAAAGUGGUAACUGGCCAACGACCUGAAGGGGGACAGCGCUAUUUUUUCGCAGCCAUGAGCCAGAGCCCCGAGCGUCGCAAGCGUGCACAACUCGCUGGAAAGGUCAAGAGACUCAUCAUCGAAGAAGGUGGGGACGUACGUCAUAUUGACGUCGAGUAUGGCACAGCGAACCGGCACCUGAAGGCGCCUCCAUCGAGAAGUCCGGAUGGGUUCACCUUGGCUCGCUGGCCCGGCAGAUCGGGAUCUCCGAGGAGACGGCCGCGGGGCCGAGACUCCUCCGGGCCCGCGACAGACCAAAUGCAUGCCAUUAGUUGGAAUGUGGGGGGACUUUCAGCGGCUAAAGCACUUGAAGUCAUCCUCGCACUUCGGCGACAACGAAUUCGACCCUUUUGUGGCACCCUGGUCGUGUUCAUCCAAGAGAUCAUAUGCGACCCGGGGAAACAACACCUUUCCUUGGGAGAGUUGCAAGCUAUCUUUGGCAAAAAGGCCGAAGAGUGGCGGGGGAAUGCCAUACUGCAUACCUCCAACUUGCGACACAGCCAGGGGAAACUUUUACCUUGCUCGAUUUCUUGCACUUUGACUUCCGAUGAACUUCGCUUGGGAGCUUUCUCGGUCCACAUUCCACACCAUGCCACCCUAUCCACUACAGAGCAAAUCCUACAGCAACUGUACCCACACCUACAAAGCCACCAUAGAGCCAUCGUCGGGAUCGAUGCCAACGAGACCUUUGAGACAGCACGACAACGACGGCAGACGAAGGCAUGCACAGCACGCGGAGAGAUGCUGCUGGAAUGGUUCGAAGAGGCAGAGUGCCACUUGCCACAGCAAGCCCUUGAGCAACCUAGCCAUUUUCCAUACAACACUACGAUGGAACCACGCCGCCUGGACUACAUCUUCGUCAAGAAGCUACUCUGUGACCCCGGGGAAAUCCUGGCCCAAAGAGAUAUCGCCACGUCCGACCAUGAACCUGUGUCCGUGCCCUUAACAAAGAUCCGCGCCAAGAACAUAGAGGGGGACCAACGUGCAGCACCUUGGUCAUCCCGCAUACUCAAGGCGGGGAACGAGGUCGAUGCCAUCCUCGACCGUGACCUCAAUGUUGGGGGGGACCCUGUGAUGCAAAUACAGCAGGUCGCCGUGGCCAUCAGCAAACCUGGCAAAAAUAAACAACCCUUUGAAGAAUCCGCAGCUCUUCGAGAAAUGCGACGACAAGCACUACAAGCACCACCCGGAGAAGAUCGAAGACGCCUUUGGAAAUUGGCCAGAAGAGUGCACAAACAAGAACACCGACGGUGGCAACAACUGGCCAUGCAAAAAGUGGCAGAAUUGGAUUGGGGGAUGAAAAAAGCCCUUACAGAACAAAGCCGUGAUCACACGUGGGAACUCUACCUCACUGACGAUGACAACUGGAAGAAGGCACUCCAGGACCACUUCGAGAAGAUCUUCUACAAACAAAAACAGGUCAUCGUUACAGCCACCAUCCGGGGGAUCAUGCACCAGCUCGAAAUCAGGUGCAAACAUACACCGUGGAAACCUUUCACGAUGGAGGAGCUCAUGGCCGUGAAAGUCAAGUGGCGAAAUGGCAAGUCGUGCGGCCCUGAUAUGGUGUCACACGAAGCCUUGAAGGCUAUGCUGCCCCACCCCAGGUGGGGGAACCGUCUUUUAGAACUCUUCAACGACAUGCUGUACACCUGCCGCAUCGUCGCGAGUGUCGAGGCUGGAGUCACAAUACUGUUGGCAAAAACAAGCCAACCAAAAGACUGGAGCGAAACACGUCCCAUAACGCUCAGCUCAGUCUUACUCAAGACUUUUGGACAACUCAUCCUACAAAGAUCGGGGGAUGCCAUCCAAACCCCGGCGAGGCUACAGUGGUGCAGGCGGGGGAGACAGGGGGUCGAAUUGAUCCUCAUUCUCCGAAGAUUGGCACGCAUUGCUCGCGACUGGGGCCUGGAGUUCUACAUCGCCAAAUUAGACAUCCGCAAGGCCUUCGACUCCAUUUACCAAGAAAGCCUCGCAGCCCACGUCUACCAGACCAUCGGGGAAAAAGCCCGACUCCCCUGGGAGGCCCGUGCAUGGGUAGCAUUGCUCCACGCCGAGAAUAUUUGCAUACAAGUGGCCGGGGAAAACAUCCCCAUUCGACAAAGCAAUGGCGUUCGUCAAGGUGCACCUGAAAGUCCAGUUGCCUUCGGCUCCGUGGUGGCGGACGACCUCGACGCAGCCAUCCAAGAAGCAAGAACCAGCAAGCCAUCGGACGACACCUCACCCCCCGAGGACGGGGGAAGCUACAUGGACGACAACUAUAUCUGGUCGACGAACCGCCAGCACUUCCAGCAUCUACUCUCCUGCUUGGGUCACCGGCUACCUCGACGUGGACUUUACCUGCACCCCGGGAAAACCGACAUCAUCUCCAACUCCGACAAGCAGGUGACCUUCAAGGUUGCGGGGGAGAAUGUCACGACGAAGGGGCCCAAACAUAUCUUUCACGUGCUCGGGAGCCCUCUCUCCUUUCAAGGGGGGACCGCCAUGCUACUGGCUGAAGCACAGAGCAGAGCCCGCAAGGCCUUUUGGACCCACAGGGAUUCCUUCACUUCGGCAGCUACCAUCCGGCAGAAAUUGCAAAUCCACGUCGUGCUGGUCAGACAAAGUGCCCUUUGGGCAUGCCAGACAUGGCCAUGCCACAGCUGUCUACUGCGCUCCAUAAACAGCAUUCAACUCGCCCAUGUGCGAGUGAUGCUGGGACUACGACGACAACCAUGCGAGGAGUGGGCGACCUGGAACAAGCGAAGUCUUCGACGAAGUCGCCUCGCUCUCUACCACUGCGGGGGAACCCGCUGGUCCACUUUUGUGCUCUCCCAGAUCUGGACCGCCAUUGGACAUGUUAGCCGUGGCGACCCUGUCGGGGGGAAAAUCCUCCAGUGGCACAGCCUUCAGUGGUGGCAAGAGCAAAAAGACAUCGGGCGACCAUUGCAACAUGCAGCCCGCUUCAAUGCCUACAUGGACAUAGACCGACAACUCAGCGACACAAUCGGCAAGAAUUGGUUCGCAAUCGCACAGGACCGGGACACAUGGGGGGAGUGGGAAGCUACCUUCAUUGCGAAAUAUGAUGUCCCAUGGAGCAGUGGCAAACAAAGCAGCAUUUCGAACCUUGCACCGGGGGACCAACAGGCCUCCGACAGAGCUUUCCUAGAAAGCUUGGAAGACAGACGACUGGCCCCGAUGGGCCCACCAGACAUGUGGCUUCUGGUGAUAACCGACACCCCUCCCCUCGACGAACAUUGGCCGGGGAGCAUCCUCGCAGUUGCGGGGGACACCUUCAUCUUCGAGUCCACUCCAAAAGGGGGGAAGAUGACCGUGGACAAGCAAGUGCAUUCUGUGCUUCGCCAACUUGAGCUGGAACAUCCCUCUGUUCCGAGUGACGCGGGGGAGCCCGACCCAAAGCGCGCUCGAACAGGAGCAACAACAGCAUCCUCAACCCAGCAAGCCCUGCAGCGCAUACUUACAAAAGCCUGGAAACACCUGAGUGCAGCGAGCAACCACAACCCAGUCUCAUAUCAUGACAUUCAGCACGACAUUGACAUCUUACUCACAUGGCUAAAUAGCCACUUGCAUGCCAUGGCCACGGCACGAGGCGGCCACCUCCAGCAAUGGGGGAGCGACGAAGCUGACUUGAACUACGACAGGGGCAUGUUCAAUACGGGGAAUGUCCUCGGCCAACUCGGCACAGCCCUUCAGGGGAUCCAAAUGGAACCUCAACAACGUGAACAUUGGCUGUUGCUCGCAGAUGUCAGCCACUACUUAGCAGCAGUUGAGCGGGGCGACCCUGUUGGCCACCCAGCUGAUGUCAUUGCGGACAGCUACAGGAGUGGCCGGGUGGAGAACUCAAUACUAUCCACCGCGCACUCUUGCAAACCCUUGAAAUGGUGGAAGAAGCACUACACCCUGGACUACCAGUACUUCCGGGAGCCCUUGAAGUGCACGAUCCUGCCGGAGGACAUGAACUAUAUCCUGGACACCUUGCACUCCCGGGAGCUGCUGAAGCGCACGAUUCUCCCGGGGGACAUGAGGAAGCUUUGGGCGAAAUGCACCCCGCCCGAGAAAGGGGGAUGCCCUCCUCCUCUGCUCAUGUGGACUGGUGGCUCCAUGACCGGCACCAUGGCCUUGGAAAUGCUCCCGGGGGAACCACUCGAGAAGAACGGAGUCCAACAGAAGACGUACCAAGCGGGAGUGAAGAAAGUCCCGCUGAACAUCGGCGCCGCCGCCUACAUGGAGCCUACUAUGAUCGUCAUGGCCCCAUCUGAGAGAGGGAGGGCCGGGGAGCGCCGGGAGGGAGGCCUCGGUUCGGUUUUGCUUCUGCAGGGCGUGCUCCCCUUCCGGCAGAAGCCUCAUCGGUACAACUCGGCGGUGGACUCCCUUUCGAGCCCGGAGGUCUACGUCACACAGAUGGUGGGUGCCGCCCAUCCGGCCUAUCUCAUCACCUUCGCAUGA
Molecule: messenger RNA, 7179 nt
Organism: Symbiodinium sp. CCMP2592
Lineage: Eukaryota; Dinophyceae; Suessiales; Symbiodiniaceae
Source: the annotation of a GenBank genome assembly